Messenger RNA from Fragaria vesca subsp. vesca, 2558 nucleotides. RefSeq lists its product as uncharacterized. NCBI's taxonomy places the organism in Eukaryota, Viridiplantae, Streptophyta, Magnoliopsida, Rosales, Rosaceae. The transcript is spliced from 12 exons. The record is from RefSeq and is a predicted model, not a curated record. Bases 311 to 2134 code for a protein of 607 amino acids. Gene Ontology annotation, molecular function: GTP binding.
ACUCAACUGCUGCUGAUUGCUGAAAUAGUGGUCCAAUUCGAGGUUUACAAUUAGGGGUUUUGCGGAGUAGCACGAGGGCUUGGCUCUGGUAUCAGUAUCUUUCAUAGGCUUCGUGCUUACGGUGGUCACCGGUGAGGUUCAGAGGAGGAGUCCGGUGGCUUAAAUUUCAAUACCUUUAGCUUGGGCUCUGAAGUGUGUGCUGGACAAAGAUUUUCGUUGUGAGGUGUGACUAGUAUUUUCAGAAUCAAGUUAUUGGUAGGGGGAGUUGCUAUUUCCUACAGGGUUUUAAAUAGUCUUCCGUGAUUAGAGAAUGUCUGCAGAAGAAAAAUUAAGGUUUAAGUUCAAUAAGAAGCUCAAAAUAGCAGUUGGAAAUUCCAAGUUUUCUAAUAGCGGAAGAAAGAGGGCUGAAGAUAAUGUCAAUGACAGUGAGAAUGGUAAGAGAGAGAACUAUAGAUCUAGUGUAAGAGAUAAAAAGUUUCAUACUGCUGAAGAAGGGAGUCGGGGAUCUUUUGAUAGAAGGAAGAGAACCUAUAUUGAUCGAGAUGCAGCUUGGGAGGCUAACAGUAAUGAGGAGGCACCUUAUAGGAAGGUUUUAUCUAAAAAAGGACAGAAUCAAUUGAAGUAUGGUUAUAUUAAUGAGAAGAACUACAGUAGAUCUCCUUCACGUCCUCGUUACAAGUGGGGUUCUAAUGAGAGUGAUUCUGCAGCUAAACGGUUUUCUCCCAGGGAUAGAAGUGCAAAAGUGUAUAAUAACUUCGGUGAUGAAAAGAAUAAUAGUAGGUUUCCUUCUCGUCCCCGUUCUAAGUGGGGUUCUGAUAGAUUAGAGAAUGCUUCUGAAACUAAACGUUUUUCUCCAAAGGUGAGAAGUGCAAAAGUUUUCAAUGAUAGAAAAGUUAAGGAGGGUGAUGAUUUUGGAAAUGAAAAGAGAUCUCCUUCGCAUCCUCGCACUACAUGGGGUUCUGAUACCACUGCUUCUGAUACUAAACGUUUUUCGCCUAAGGUUAGAAGUGAAAAACGUUCCAAUAAAACCAAAGUUAAGGAUGUUGAUGAGAUAGAAUCUGUUACAAGUGAUGGUGGUCUGAGUGCUUCACUGAAGAAACAAAACCAAUUAAAACCAGACUUGAGAAAAUCCCCAAAUAUAUCUCUUCCAAACACUGUGAAGAAAAAAGCACGCGACAAGAAUAUCUUGGAUGAAGGAUCAGAGGUGCUAGAUGGUCAGCAUAAGAAGAAGAAGCGAAUGCGACUAGAUCCACAUGACAUUUCAAACAAACGUCUUGAUGAUAGUAUUGCUACAAAUGAAAAAUUGAAAGAGAAGGACAAAGAUGUUGAGGAAAAAGCUGAGAUAUCAAAGAAUGCACAAUUUCGUGCAAUCCAACCAAGUCCUUCAAUUCUCUCCUAUGUUGAAGAUAAUUUGUUGGGUCGUAGACGCUUGAUUGAGCUGAGGAGGGCAGGCUACAACACUGAAAUUUCUGCACCAUUGGAUAAUACUCCGUUCUCUACCAGCUCUGAUAGAGAGCGGAUUGAGGAAAACAUAUUUAGGAGUAAAUUGACAUUUUUUGCCGCUGCAAAAGUUUCAUCAUCAUUUCCACCUCCUGAUCUUCCAGAGAUUGCAUUUGCAGGAAGGUCAAAUGUUGGGAAAUCAUCACUACUUAAUGCACUUACCAGAAAUUGGGGUGUUGCACGGACAUCAGACAAACCUGGUCUUACUCAGACUAUAAAUUUCUUCAAUCUUGGAUCAAAGCUCUGUUUGGUUGAUUUGCCUGGAUAUGGGUUCGCUUAUGCUAAAGAAGAAGUUAAGGAUGCUUGGGAGGAGCUUGUGAAGGAGUAUGUUUCCACAAGAGUUGGUCUAAAACGAGUGUGCUUACUUAUUGAUACCAAAUGGGGAAUGAAACCGAGGGAUCGUGAACUCAUUGACCUGAUGGAAAGAUCUCAAACUAAGUAUCAGAUCUUAUUAACAAAGUCGGAUGCGGUUUUCCCGAUUGAUGUAGCACGCCGUGCAAUGCAAAUUGAAGAGAGCCUCAAGGCAAAUAAGUCUGUGGUUCAACCUGUGUUAAUGAUGAGCUCAAGAACUGGAGCUGGUAUACGAAGUUUACGAACAGUGCUAGCAAAAAUUGCUCGAGUUGCCAAAAUAUAAUGUGUAAACAGGCUACAACGUCCACUGCUUAUGGAAAUGUUUUGGCUAGUCCUUCCAAGUAAGCUGAAAGCCUCAAAUUCAGAAAUAAAAGGCACAAUGCUGCAGAUUUGCCUCUCUGCGCGAACUGACCAGGUGUGCUAUAAUACUAAUUUUCGACUUACAGGAAAGAAAAAGAUGGCUGACUCGAUCGCGUGUUGUUCCUUUGACAGUGGUCUAUUAUGAAACUGACCUGUAAUUAGCCUCAUAUGUGCUUUGCAUGAUACUGAGUGAUCAUGUUGAUGGAAAUUUAUUGGUUCAUCAAUUAUAUUAAAGGAGUUCUGAUAACCCUUGAACAAAAGAAAAUUGCAAAGAGAAGACUAGUUCCUGGAUUUCGACUAUAAAAGACUAAUUCUUGGUGAGUGGUUGAAAAUUUGCUUUGGUUGUG